Molecule: messenger RNA, 927 nt
Organism: Miscanthus lutarioriparius
Lineage: Eukaryota; Viridiplantae; Streptophyta; Magnoliopsida; Poales; Poaceae
Source: the annotation of a GenBank genome assembly
AUGAAGCCGCGGAGGUUCGGCUACGGCUACGGCUACGGCCGGGGCAGGCGCGCGGCGGCGCUGCUCCUGCUGCUGCUCUGCCUCUGCCUCAGCAGCCUGUUCCUCUUGCUUCUCCACGGCUCCUCAGCGCCGCUGGACCCCGCGGCGGACGAGAAGGCGGCGGCGGCGGGGGCAAGAGUGGCGGAGGCGCAGGCGGAGGUGGAGGAGGCGCCGCUGCCGCCGGGGAACUCCAAGGUCGCCUUCCUCUUCAUCGCGCGCAACCGCCUCCCGCUCGAACUCGUCUGGGAUGCCUUCUUCCGCGGUGACAAGGAGGGGAGGUUCUCCAUCCUCGUGCACUCGCGGCCGGGCUUCGUGCUCACCCGAGCCACCACCCGGUCCCGAUUCUUCUACAACCGUCAGGUCAAUGACAGCAUCCAGGUGGAUUGGGGGGAGGCGAGCAUGAUCACGGCAGAGCGCAUUCUGCUCAGCCAUGCUCUUAAAGAUCCGCUCAAUGACCGCUUUGUUUUUGUCUCCGACAGCUGUGUACCAUUGUACAAUUUCAGCUACACUUACGACUACAUAAUGUCAUCAUCAACCAGCUUUGUAGACAGUUUUGCUGAUACAAAGGCAGGGAGAUACAACCCAAGAAUGGACCCAGUUAUCCCAGUGGAGAAUUGGAGAAAAGGCUCACAGUGGGCUGUGCUAAUUAAAAAGCAUGCUGAGGUUGUGGUUGAUGAUGAAGUGGUGUUACCAGAAUUCCAGAAGCAUUGCAGGAGGAGACCCUUGCCAGAGUUCUGGCGGGAUUGGGAUCGUCCUAUUCCUGCAGAGGCAUGGAAAGCCCAUAACUGCAUACCAGAUGAGCACUAUGUUCAGACGUUGCUUGCUCUCUUCUGCAAUGCAGCAAAGUGGUCUAGAAGAAGAACUUACACGGCGAUCAGUAACACAUAG